AUGUGUGAGCACAAUCUAGUUAGUUCUGGCUAUGUUCCUCCGCUCUUGAAUUUUCACUCCCCAGACUCCUUGUACCUCCAAAACUUGCGAGGCAAUGGAGCCCAUUUAUCUGGGCUUUCGCAGAUAUCCUACGGUAGAAGAGAGGUGUGCUCGCUCCCGUGGAGUUCUCCAAAUUCGUGCAGUAACCCGAGCCAGAGCCGCGCCUACAGUGGCUACUCUCAGCCGUUUUUCAGCAAUUCAUCCGCUGUGAGCGCUAGCCUCAACAGCCACAACAAGAGCUCGCUGGAGGAAUCCGGGAGGUACUACUUCCAAGAUGUCAGCCACAAAUCAGGGGAGCCGGUUCGAUCUAGUGCAGCCUUAGCAAGUGAGCAAGGAAUCUCUGGGUCUGCCAGCAAGUAUGAAGUUUCAGACUUGGAAAGGCUACAGCAGAGCGGGGUUGCACAUAACACGUUGAACAACAUUGACCAGGCACUUGCCGACGGGACAAAACAGUCUGUCAGCUCACGCGCUCCGGUCCAGUCAUCACUGACCAGCCAGAGCAUUAACGCAACCUUCUCCGAUGGACUGCCAUGGUGCCCUUCACAGGUGAGAUCCAGAAAAAAGAGAAAACCUUACACGAAGACACAGCUAGCCGAACUGGAGAACGAAUUUAUGCUAAAUGAAUUUAUAAACCGUCAGAGACGAAAGGAACUUUCGGACAGACUGGAACUGAGCGACCAGCAAGUGAAAAUCUGGUUUCAGAAUCGAAGGAUGAAGAAAAAAAGACUCGUGAUGCGCGAACAUUCCUUCACUAUGUACUAGGAAUAAGUGAACAAUUGUAGUGUUUGUUUGUUUAGUGAUGACAUCGUGCAUACAAGAAAAUUCAUUUGUGACCACCAAACGCCGGAAAAGUAUGAAUCCCCAGCUUAUGAAGUGUACAAUAAUAUAAGAUAAAUAUUUUGAGAUUUAUAUUUAUUUCCCAUAUAGUGCCGCUACGUGUUUUGUCGUGUUUGCUGGGUGUUUAUAGUGGAAUAACGAAAUGUCAGUGUUAUAUCAGCUUGCUUUACAGAGCCUAAAAUAUUAUCCGAAAGAAUAGUUAGUAGUUUAGCAAAGAAUCACAUUUCGAGUAUACACAUUUAUUAUAGUUAUAAUAAACAUGCGUUCUGCCAGCAUUUGAAAGUCUAAAAAUGCAGGUUAAAUUAUUACCAUUUCAGAAACGUUC
Messenger RNA from Triplophysa rosa, 1201 nucleotides. It is a transcript of the gene hoxd12a, whose product is annotated as homeobox D12a. The transcript is spliced from 2 exons. Gene Ontology annotation, biological process: regulation of DNA-templated transcription. Gene Ontology annotation, molecular function: DNA-binding transcription factor activity, RNA polymerase II-specific; sequence-specific double-stranded DNA binding. The record is from RefSeq and is a predicted model, not a curated record. NCBI's taxonomy places the organism in Eukaryota, Metazoa, Chordata, Actinopteri, Cypriniformes, Nemacheilidae. The coding region runs from base 1 to 801 and encodes 266 amino acids.